GCCACCUCAGAGAUGUGAAGAUGUGAAGGCGUCAUUUGAGACACAACCUUUGAAACUGUUCAUAGUUGUUGCUUGUUGAAAAUGGCAGCACCAGGCUUCAAUUAGUGCUCGUUUUAAGUUCAUACAUGAAUUUUACGUUUACCUCUCGUUUGUAAAGGAAAACUCUUCCCUUUACCUCGUAAGACGUGAUGGUUAAUUAUUUACACGUCUGGCAACCUCUUUUGGAUUGUUCUACUCAGGUCGUGAUUUGGGGAAAAAAGUUGGGAAAUCAAUAGCUACGCCACUUUAUAGAGUCAUACUGUUUAAUUAAAAUUAAAUUUAUGCUCGGGAAUUGACUAAUGUGAAAUCAUUCCGAGAGACAGCCAAAAUGUUAACAGGAUCUUGAGUAUUAACAUGGGUUUAGUAUGCAAUGUGUGUAAAUUUUUGAGCGCCAUUACCUUGGCCCUUAUAAAGCAUUGGCUAGGGGUUCAUUUUAAUGCAGAGGUCUAACUGUGAUUUAGGAGGCUUGGUAACCCGAAUUAGUUGAUGAAUUUUCUAUCGAUCCAAAACAAGGCUAGAUUUAUCUCUGACAAUGUUUGGCUGUCUGUUACACGCUCAGUCUUAUCCUCUCACUUCUAUUAGUAAAUACAUUCAAAGUCCGCAGAAGAUUGCAUCAUCAUCAUGUCGCAUUCAUUUUCAUGAGUGCAAGCCAAAAUUUGUCCAAAUUAAAAUUUGACUGAUAGACGAAGACUCCCCUGCUUGCUCUAAACAAGUUUAAAUAUUGAGGGGAAAGAAAGAGGAACGAGAUCAUGUCAUGAUGAACUAGCAAGUAGAGCAAAGCUCACACAGCCUCGCACCUGGAGCACCCUGCUGCUGCCUGCUCCGUUAAAAUGAUCCCUGUUAUUGGUGCGAUUCUGUCGUGUGUUUACAGUGUGCGAGCAGGCAUAUGAAAAGUAUGCAGCUGAUAAUCGAACAUCGUACACCAUACACAACACAGAUGAUGCUUCGGCUGCGCUGGGUCUAAUCCCAUUUCCUUAUCCGGGAAUCGCUGGGAUCCACGCCAUUGGCUCUUGGUGUCACAUGGACUUUUAACUUUGUUCACUUGACAGAUGGUAGGAGGGUUUUAUGAAACAGGAAAACGAGUGAAGGGAUAGAAAUAAAUUUUUUCGUGUAUUUUUUGUGGUGCAAUUCAGAGAAAUUAAUGGCCAUGAGUUCCUUCUUGAUAAACUCCAACUAUGUAGACCCGAAGUUUCCACCGUGCGAAGAAUAUUCGCAGAAUGACUACCUACCCAGCCAUUCUCCAGACUACUACAGCGCCCAGAGGCGAGACUCUGUUUUCCAGCAUGAGGCGAUGUACCACCAGCGCUCGGGCUGCGCCGACCCUCCGUACUCCUCGUGCCAGGGUCCCGGGGAGCCCACGGUGGUCAUGUCUCCGCGGGGUCACGUCCUGCCCGCGAACGGGCUCCCCACUCCGCUCCCCGAGACGAACCACCACUGCGACUCUGUAACUCCGAGUCCUCCGCCCGUCUGCGUCCAAAACUCCGUGAGCCAAAGCACUUCUUCGUCCAGUUCUUGCAAGGAGCCCGUGGUUUACCCCUGGAUGAAGAAAGUCCAUGUAAACAUCAUGAACCCAAAUUACUCGGGAGGGGAACCAAAGCGCUCGCGGACAGCCUACACGAGGCAGCAGGUUUUGGAGCUGGAGAAGGAGUUCCACUACAACCGCUAUUUGACCCGGAGACGCAGAGUGGAGAUUGCCCACACCCUGUGUCUCUCUGAGCGUCAGAUCAAAAUAUGGUUUCAGAACCGACGGAUGAAGUGGAAAAAAGACCACAAGCUGCCCAACACCAAAGUCAGAUCCACUGCUUCAAGUAGCACAAACUCAAACAGCAGCCAGGUGCUGGGGAGCUCUCAGAACCGAACCAGUGGGCCCCCGCCAAGCCUAUAGCCCUAUGCACGCCUGUCCACGCACCACUUAGACCUCAGCCUCUCCAAGGUACAAAGGAUGAACCGUGGGCCUGCCAUUACCUCGACGGCCAACAUUGUCCCGAAUAAAUGAUUCCCGCUUUCUGCGAUAAAUGACGUUUUUAAACUUCUUUAACCGUCUUUAUUUAAAAUCUCAAAGACCAACAUUCUUGAUUUUUCUGUCAGUUUGCAUAAAAUGCUUGAUCACUACAGCACACCGUCCGUGAAGAAGACUGAAAACGUUGGUUAUUUUGAGAACUUAUUAUUGCUUUAGGUUUCCAAACAAACCACGAAUUGAAUGAGGGUAUAUUAUUCAUCACAAUGUCUGAAGUGAAAGACGGCAUAAUUUGCAAAAAUGCAACUCACCCAAAAGAGUAAAAACAAAAAUCCCUUGAUUAAAAGAUGCAUUUUGUCGCAGUGACAUACUUUUUGUUACGUCUGAUGUGGUUUUGUUGUCCCAUUUUG
Messenger RNA from Scleropages formosus (Asian bonytongue), 2406 nucleotides. It is a transcript of the gene hoxb4a, whose product is annotated as homeobox B4a. Lineage: Eukaryota; Metazoa; Chordata; Actinopteri; Osteoglossiformes; Osteoglossidae. The transcript is spliced from 3 exons. Bases 1181 to 1924 code for a protein of 247 amino acids. Gene Ontology annotation, molecular function: DNA-binding transcription factor activity, RNA polymerase II-specific; RNA polymerase II cis-regulatory region sequence-specific DNA binding. Gene Ontology annotation, biological process: anterior/posterior pattern specification; positive regulation of transcription by RNA polymerase II; embryonic skeletal system morphogenesis. Gene Ontology annotation, cellular component: nucleoplasm; nucleus. The record is from RefSeq and is a predicted model, not a curated record.